AAAACUACUUAAUAAUGAUGUUCAUUUAUUUGUUUCAGAAUGUGGUGGACGCUAACUGGCAACUUCGGCAACAUCCUUCCUAUAGACUGGUCCAAAUCUUACGCUAGGAAAUUACAGAUCAACGCGUUGCAUUUAGAACAGGAGCCCCGGACCCCAGCCGACGACGAGAUCGACUCCCUGAGCAGUGAAGAUGAGCAGGUGGCAGGCGAUCUGGACAUGCACGCGCUCAUCCUCGGCGGACUCGGUAAUCAAGAACAGGAACCACUUAAGACGGCGGACGAGGUGAUCAGGGAGAUCGAUGACAUGAUCAGGGAACAGGAGGAAGAUGGAUCGCCAGACUCUGCGGUAGAGUCUAUGACAUCAGCCUUGGAGAACAGCGAGGUCAUGGAGAAGGCCAAGGAGGUUUUGAGUUCGCCUCUUUACGAAGAUAAAUUGAGAGAUCUCAGCCUAUCGCAACUGAACGAGCUAUUCUUGGAGCUAGAGGUGCUGAUCCGAGAGUUUUCGGAAACCCUUAUCGCAGAAUUGGCACUCCGUGAUGAACUAGAAUACGAGAAGGAACUCAAGAAUACGUUUAUAUCUCUACUGCUUGCCGUACAGAAUAAAAGGAGGCAGUACCAUGUGGAGAAGAAGCGAAGCUCGAAGAACCCCUCGAUCAAACCUGCGAAUGGGUUGGAUCCCAAGUAUUUGACGACCGUGAUUCCUUAUCACAUAGACUGUGGACCACCAGAUAACCAGACGCUGCAGGUACUCAUCAAAAUUCUGAAAGCGAUUAAUGAAGAUAGUCCUACGGUGCCGACCUUACUAACAGAUUAUAUAUUAAAAGUAAUUUGUCCAACAUAAACAGAGAAGAUCCAAGCCACAAGACAUCUAGUUGAAGUAAGCUUUUGAUGCCGCAGCACAUUAGGUUGUUGAUGAAGAUAUUUUAAGCAUAAUACUUAGUCACAGUGUAUUUACUGUAAAGAUGUGUUAUGUGUUGACCAAACAUGUAGUAGAAUUCGAGGAUCGCAUUGGGAUAUUGUAUCGUACUCAAUUGUCCUUAAAUGCUGCUACACAGAUUGAAGAAAGUUACUAUAUCUGGAAGUAAAUAUAUAAACCAAAACUACUGGGGAAAUACUGGCAAUACGUGUACCCGCGUUGAAAGUUCAUUUCGUGGGUUUUAUUGUCAAUAUUUUUUAUAGAAGUAUAUGAUAAAUGAAAAGUUUCGAUCUAUACAUGAUUCUAUUUGUUGGGAUAUUUAUUUAUUAUUAUUUAGUCUCUCUGUUGUAGUCAGUAUCAGAUUAUUUACAAUUUUUGUCAAAAUUCCACAUAUUCUUGUGUUGUCGGAGGAGAAACCGACAUACUUCGUCAAAAUCCAUUGCUUAAGUAAAACAAGAAUGAAUACACACAACGCCUUUUUAUCGUUCUAUGUAUACAGGAUCGGCAGGAAAUCAUUGAGGUCCCGUAUUUAAUAUGUUUGAGCGAGCGAGAUAAAGAGAGAAACACGUAUGCUAGAGCGAGUAUGCGAAUGAAACGUGCUCGAGAAUAAGGGCAAGUCUGUGGUCGUUUUAUUCCCGAUCUCGCUUUAACAUUCGUGUUUCUUUCUCUAUCUCGCUCGAGUACAUUAAGUCAGUGAUUAUCUGCCGAUUAUGUGUUUUUGUUACACUGAAGUUGCUUCUGACUUCUUGCUCUGAAAAUAUAUUAUUUUUUACCCUAAUACACCGUAUUUCACGGAUAUCCUAAUUUUUGAAUACUUUUAAUGUAAAAAUUCUCAAAUUACCAAAAUUUAAACAAAAAAGUUAUGUUCUUACUGUGUUUUUUCAUGUAAAAAUGCACACGUAAUAAAUGAAAAAUAUCCUUUCAAAUAGGAACAUGGUCUAAUUUAAUCCCACUUCUGAUGCCUUGAUUUCGUUUUUUCUUUAUACUCUACCACCUAGGGCAUGCGAUAUUUACUCUAUACUUCAGUAUAGUGCACUUUAAGUUGUAUAUAUUUCGUUUGAAAAUUCUAGUCGAUCCCAUUAGAUAGCUUGAAAACUGAACUGUUACCGGUUGAUUUUCAGAGACCGUAAUGCAGUUUUCAAGCAUAAUGUCUAUAAAAUGGGGCUCUGCAAACAUGACAAACUGUACAUUUUUAGUGUUAUUUCUUUGUCUUGCACACAAAAUCGCUAUUUUGUGCAAUAUUUGAUAAUUUCGUGAACUCGUAGUAUACAGUUAUGUUAAGGACGCUUGGAAAGUUUUUUGAAAUGUAUCAGACGAUUUUGGAAAUCCCGUUGGUGAAAAAACUUCCUACCAAAUAGUAGUACCUAUAUACUAGAUGCAUUACUUCUGUUAAAAGAUUAAAAUCAAAAUUAGGAAAUAUUUUUAGUCUAAGGAUUAUAUUAAUAAUGAUAAAAAAGGUCUUUAAUGGUAGCAUAAUGACCAUUAGCCAUAUGGCUUCUCUGCUUAAACUCAACUCAACUCGUUAUUGGUCAUAAUGUAAAAAAAUAAACAUACAAUUAGUCAAUGUUUCGAAGGAUGUAUUUUAGUUUUAUUUCUAAGAUUUCUUUUUGAAAAUAUUUGAGUGGCGGGCCAAUAUUGAAAUGUCAAUUUGCCCCCAAAAAACAGGCAUCUGUUUUUUAGAAUUUUGACAAAAUUUUCUUAUAUAUGUUAAACUUCUAAAGUGAACACAAGUUUAAUGGAUAGUUCUAUAAUAAAAUGCAGGAUAUUCAGAUAACAAACAAUGACGACUAGAAGAAUUCUUCCAUAGUUUUCUUGCAUAAAUGGCUAACUAAAAGUUGAUAUAUUUCAAAAAACUUCUAUCAUUAAGUGAAUCUCGUAAUUCGGUAUAUGAUAUUUUUAAGUGAGCUUGACUGUAACGCUUAUAUUUUUGUAUUAUAUCCUACUAUGACAAUUUGCCAUCGUUUUAUAUUUUAUGUGAAUGUUUUGUAAAAAAUGUAUAUUUUCUUGUAACGUACAAGAGCUAUUUAUUUUAUUAUUUUCGUCUUGCCAUAUUGUAUUUGUAAGUUUUUUUGCUGAAACAAAAUGUAAUAAUUAUAACCUUGAAAGAUUUAAACCUGAUUAAACUUUUUGUGUAAAUGUUACCUUCUUUCGAUAAGCAGCCUAUGUAGAAGAUCUCUG
Messenger RNA from Acanthoscelides obtectus, 3093 nucleotides. NCBI's taxonomy places the organism in Eukaryota, Metazoa, Arthropoda, Insecta, Coleoptera, Chrysomelidae. The record is from the annotation of a GenBank genome assembly.